CUGGAAGAGCACGGGCCGCGGAAGCCAGAAGGAGAGCGGACGGUGGCUGCGGACACCUGCAUUCCUGGAGGACUCGCGGGGGCGGCAGGUGCCGGCUUGGGGAGAACGCCCCGCGUCCCUGGUGGAGGGGGUGUGGGGGCUGAACCCCGGAGACGCGAGGGCCCUGUGUUUCUGGGAGGGGUGUGUCACCGCGACCCUCCUCUCUGGCCUGCACCCCUGUCCUCCCUCAGGUUCCGACAUGAGCCCCUGGCCUGGGUCAAACCGGACGGCUCCGCGGGAGUUCGUGAUCCUGGGUUUCUCCGGGUGGCCCCGGGGGCUGCGGCUGCUGCUCUUUGCCUCCCUGCUGCCACUCUACCUGGCCACGCUGGUGGGAAACCUGCUCAUCCUGGGCCUGGCCGUCGGGGACCCCGCCCUGCACACUCCCAUGUACUUCUUUCUGGGGGCGCUGUCGGCCGUGGAGGUGGCCUACACGCUGGUGCUGACUCCGCGCACGCUCGCGGGCUUCCUGCUGCCCCCGGGGGGCCAGGCGGUGGCCCGCUCCACCUGUGCUGCCCAGAUGGGCCUCUUCGUGGCGCUGGGAGGCUCCGAGUGCCUGCUGCUGGCCGCCAUGGCGCUGGACCGCUACCUGGCCAUCUGCCGCCCUCUCUGCUACCCCCGGCUCAUGACCGCGGGGCGCUGCCGGUGCCUUCUCGCCUCCUGCUGCGUUGGGGGCUCCCUCCUGGCCUUGGGCCUCACCGUGGCCAUCUUCCAGCUGCCCUUCUGCCGGGGGGGCCUCGUCAACCACGUCUUCUGUGACCUCCCGGCCGUGUUGGUGCUGGCCUGUGGGGACCGGGACCUGCAGGAGAGGGUCCUGCUGGCCGCCUGCCUGCUGCUGCUGGUGCUGCCUCUGGUCCUGAUCCUGCUGUCCUACACCAGGGUGCUGGCGGUCAUCCUGGGAGUCGGGGGGGUGGCAGGCCGCCGCAAGGCCUUCAACACGGUGGCGUCGCAUCUCACCGUGGCCGUGCUCCACUGACUGUACGCCAGGCCCCUGAGCAGCCGCUCCCUCGAGGAGGACAAGCUGGUGUCGCUCGUCUACAUCAACCUCACGCCGUUGCUCUACCCCGCCAUCUACACGCUGCGCAACCGGGACGUGCAGGGUGCCCUGUGGCGGGUGGUCGGCGGCAGGACGUCAGGGAACGUCGUCCGGGCCGGGGUCAGCUAAUGCUGCGUGCCAGACGGCGUCUGGCCUGAGAUCUCCCCCAGUGAGGGGAAACCUCCCCAUCCCAGAGCCGUCUGUGGCUCCCCAAGACCUGCUGCAGCCCAGCGUCACAAGGACUCCAAAAUCGGACUUGAGCCGAGUUCUUUGGCUGCUGUGGACAUUUCAAGCUGAACGGUUCUCGCUGGUGGCCGUGCACCGGAGAAUAUUCAGCAGCCACCCCUUGUCUCUACCCAGUAGAUGCCACUUGCACACCACCCCCCCCCCCAGUUGAGAUAAUAAACAAUGUCAUUAGACAUUGUCAAAUGUCACCUGGGGGGAGGGCGCAAUCAGCCCUGGUUGAGAACAACUGCUCUAAAUUCUGACCACACGGUACCUUUUGAAGAGAAACGAGUGCUAAAAGGUACAAGUUUAUGGUUCCUUAAUUUAUAAUACACAACUGAAAAUAAUGCAAAUGUUCACGAACAUGGAAUAGACGCGAACGACUUGUGGCAGAGUCAUGGGAUGGGGACGCCUGGGGGGGCUCAGUCGGUCCGACUUUGGCUCAGGUCAUGAUCUCGAGGUUCGUAGGUUCAAGCCCCACAUGGGGCUCUGCCCUGACAGCCCAGAGCCUGGAACCUGCUUUGGAUUCUGUGUCUCCCUCACUCUCUGCCCCUCCCCCGCUCAUGCUCUGUCUGUCUCAAAAAUAAACAUUUGGGAAGAAAAAAAAAAAGCAGCAAGCCACAGAGAGCACAAACCAAAUGCCUCCCUGUACGUAAAAGGCCAAUGACAGACUAAUCUGUGCUGGUUGAUAGAAUAGUGGUUCCCUGGGAGAAGGAUCUGGGUUGGCACAGGCACAGGGGGAUGGUCUGGGCACUGGAGAUGUUCUAGAUCUCGAUCUGCGUGGUAAUUACAUGGGUAGGUAGGUGUUCAAAACUUCAUCAGAUCUGUGCACCUCCUUGUAUUUAAAAUGAGCUACAGCUGUUCUCCUGUUUGCGGAGCGAGCCACGGCUUCAGCGUUGCCUUUGCUCACGCUGCCUUAUGCCCCCGGUGCACACUUCCUCUCGUUCCGCAUUCCACGUGUGAAAAUGCCUCGUGUUGUUCAGUGAUCAACCCAAAUACUGCUGUAGCGAGAAUGUUUUUGUCCUCCCCCUCCCCCUCUAAAUUCAUCACGUGGAAACCUAAUCACCGGGAGCCGGGCUUAGGGGUGGGGCCUCUAGAGGUAAUUAGGUGAGGAGGGUGGAGCCCUUGUUAACAGGAUUAGUGCCUUUAUAAAGGAGGCUCCAGAACCUUCCCUCUCCCCUUCCACCGGGUGAGGCCACGGCGAGGAAGCGGCUGUUUGCAAACAAGAGGUGGGUGCUCAACACACACGAAAUCUGCCAGCACCUCGAUCUUGGAGUUCCCGGCCUCCAGUCUGGUGAGCAAUGUCCGUUGUUCAGAAGCCCCCUA
Messenger RNA from Neofelis nebulosa (Clouded leopard), 2623 nucleotides. RefSeq names its product olfactory receptor 10AC1-like. Gene Ontology annotation, biological process: G protein-coupled receptor signaling pathway. The record is from RefSeq and is a predicted model, not a curated record. NCBI's taxonomy places the organism in Eukaryota, Metazoa, Chordata, Mammalia, Carnivora, Felidae. Gene Ontology annotation, cellular component: membrane. Gene Ontology annotation, molecular function: olfactory receptor activity; G protein-coupled receptor activity.